AUGUAUGGUAAGUUGUUUGGAAAAUCCCCUCCUUUCGAGCAGAUCAAGAUGUCGCUUCUUGCCAAGUGGAACAGUAUUGGAGAGAUCUACAUCUCCGACCUUCCUAAUGGUUUUUUAUUGGUUAGAUACCCUACUGAAAAAGCCAUGCAGCAACUCCUUUUGGAUGGACCUUGGUCCGUAAACGAAAUCAUUCUACAGCUGUCCCCAUGGAAACCUUUUUUUGAACUGAGCUUCGCUAAGCUUAACUCCGCUGCAAUUUGGGUGCAGUUCCACAACUUGCCAGUCGAAUGCUGGGACGGUGAUGUUCUAGAGACCAUUGCUAGCAACUUCGAUAACCUCAUCAAAGUUGAUGAAUUUACAUCCAUACUGGCCAGAUCCAACUACGCUCGGGUUUGCAUCGAAAUUGACUUAUCUAAACUUCUCUGUCGAGGUUUUUGGAUCGGGGAUGAUUUCCAGAAGGUGUUCGUCAUAGUGAUGUACGAGAGAUUGCUGACAUUCUGUUACAAUUGUGGGCUUAUCUGUCAUGGUAGUAAGUCGUGCACUAGGCCUGCGUCGUCUGGGGCCGGUGGGUUCUCUUUGCCCUCUCGAGAUGAUCGAGUGCCAGUGGAAAGAACCUCCCAGGUCUCGCAUGACGCCGAUCAACUCAUGGACACAUCAGACCCUAUUUUUGUCCCUAGCCCUGAAGACAAUCUGGAAUCUGAUUUUGGACCUUGGCUUCUGGUAUCCCGCCGGCGCGGCCGUGCUCGGUGUCACGGCGGUGGUGUAAUGCGUGCCCCUCACGUGACUCCACGUACAACAGCCGGUGUGGAAGCCAAAAUCACUGAGUCCCGAGGUACUGUCUCCCAUAGCUCACAUAGCGGAUCUACAUUUGCUUGUCGUGGGCCGUCGUCCACCUUCCAUGCCUCUCACGAUUCCCUACACUCUAAUGUCGUUGAAACUCUAAACGUCCAAAAUCCCAUUGCAAAUCUAGCCGUUAAUCAAAACUUUGUGAUCAACGAAACCAUCAGAGAUAAUCCUUUAGAUCCAAUUCAAUCUCCUUCGCUUGAUCCCCAGACCACUACUCUGACAGACCCUUCAAGUCAAAACAACAUCCUUACCUCUCCUCGAGACCAUCCACCGCCAAACCCUCCCAAUCAAAUCGUUCCUUUUCAUUCUUCUCGAGGAGUCUCUCAGCAACCGCCCCAUCUAGACCUUGCCCUAGACCCAUCUCUCCCUCUCCCAUCCUGA
Messenger RNA from Dioscorea cayenensis subsp. rotundata (Guinea yam), 1227 nucleotides. RefSeq lists its product as uncharacterized. The coding region runs from base 1 to 1227 and encodes 408 amino acids. NCBI's taxonomy places the organism in Eukaryota, Viridiplantae, Streptophyta, Magnoliopsida, Dioscoreales, Dioscoreaceae. The transcript has a single exon. The record is from RefSeq and is a predicted model, not a curated record.